AUGGAUUUAUGCGUAAGAAGAAAAUCUGCAUAUGACAUUGAGAGUUUGAUAGGGAAGAACAAGAAAGAGAAACCAAAAAAUGAAAUUCCUCUCGAAAAUCAGGAACGUAAUUUGGGAGCCAGUAUGACGUCACUCACAUAUGAGAUUGACACGCCACCUGGUGACGAUAAAGGGCUACCACGUGCAGUGAUUUCACCCCUGAAAAUCCCUUGUCCGACCACUGCCAAAUGUUUAGCAGAAUUCACUAAUGAAGAACGGAAUGAUUUUAGUCCUGACAAUAAUGACACGAAAAGCAUCACCUCUGCGUCUGAUGACGUCACCAGCGCGGACGGCGCAGAACCAGACCGAAUAAUUCAGUCUUACAGCAUGUUAGGGGAACUCAGUCGGCGAAACAGCUAUCAUGGCGGCCAUGGAACUUCGGGUAUGGAUGAUCGCGAAAUUGAGGAUUAUGGGAAAAGAAAACAAAGGCGAUAUAGAACCACAUUUACAAGUUUUCAGCUGGAGGAACUCGAAAGAGCAUUCCAGAAAACACAUUACCCGGAUGUGUUUAUGAGAGAGGAGUUGGCAAUGAGGAUAGAUCUCACAGAAGCUAGAGUACAGGUUUGGUUUCAAAAUAGACGCGCAAAAUGGCGAAAGAAGGAGAAAGUUGGUCCACAAGGGCAUCCAUUCAGUCCAUAUGGAGGUUACACGAAUCCUUCAACGUUGUCGCCGCGGACACUGGUUUCACCCCAGCAGAGUUACACCGAAUUGCUCAUGAGGGCGUAUGAAUCACAGCUUUACCAUAGAAACGAUGGUCAUUUCGCUUUUCCUUCCAGCGCACGUAACAUCUGCGCUGCGCCAUCCUUGUCACCACCUGGAUUAUAUAAUGUAGCUUUCCGUGGAGUGAUGUACCCGAACGCAAAAACUACAACAAUUCCUUCACCUACAAUGUCCUUUCAACAGAUGUUUGCUCAAAUGACUUCCCAGAAUUCCAAAGCACGUGACACAAUAACACUUCCUGUUGAACACAGCAUUGUUGAUGGGGAUCAAAGAACAUCGAGUAUCGUGGCUUUACGGAAGAAAGCGCGCGAGCACGAGGUGAGAAUUGGCGUCGAGGGCCAAGGAAGUGCAUCUUAA
Molecule: messenger RNA, 1116 nt
Organism: Ylistrum balloti
Lineage: Eukaryota; Metazoa; Mollusca; Bivalvia; Pectinida; Pectinidae
Product: ALX homeobox protein 1-like
Exons: 4
Coding region: 1-1116 (371 amino acids)
Biological process (GO): regulation of transcription by RNA polymerase II
Molecular function (GO): RNA polymerase II transcription regulatory region sequence-specific DNA binding; DNA-binding transcription factor activity, RNA polymerase II-specific
Source: RefSeq, a predicted model, not a curated record